AUGGCGACAAGAGCCACCCGCAGCUCUCGAUUCGUUCCGAACAUUCCCUCGUGUGAUCAAUCGCCAAAGCCGAAAGUAUCAAUUAACCGUUCGGGCAGUCCCCCGGCGCAUACGUCAAAACCUUCUGAACCUGCACCACCUAAUCCUAAUAUCAACAUUAAAACCAACGGCUCCCAGGCUGUGGGAACGUUCAGUGGAGCUGACGGUGGUGCGGGAGUAUCAAAAAUAGGACAUACGAAAAAAGUUAUGGUAGAUAAAGGGAAGGCUGAAAUCUUACAACGUGGUACGAAAAGGAAAGCGACGGUAUCGAACUCAGAAGAAGAACGCUCUAGUGAGGAAGAAGUUGAAGCAGAAUACAAAGUCAAAGCGGAAAAGCGGCCGAAAAAGAACAAAGUAAAGGAGGAGGCCACGAUAGAAAUGAACCCACUAGCAUCUCGAACUACAAAUCUGCGAAUGUUUGUUGGAGCUCAUAUUAGCGCCGCAAAAGGGGUUCAAAAUGCUGUUACAAACAGCCUUUACAUCGGGCACGUUCUUCCUCAUGGCUCCUAUUUGGUGAAUCUGGCGCAAGAAGACCCAACAAAAGCAAAGCAGGCAUACGAUUCUUUUCUUGAUGAUCUGAAACGCUGUGAAGAGCUUGGCAUCAAGCUCUAUAAUUUCCACCCGGGCGCAACCAACAAAGCCUCCCUAGAGUCUUCAUUAUCACGAUUGGCGCAAGCUCUCGUUUCCGCUCUCAAAGCCACGACGACAGUUGUUCCAGUCCUCGAAACUAUGUGUGGUCAUGGUACCACGAUAGGAGGGCCAUUAUCACACUUCAAAUCACUCCUUGCUCUCAUUCCAGACACUUACCGUUCUCGCAUUGGUAUAUGCGUGGACACUUGCCACAGUUUCGCUGCUGGAUACGACCUCCGUAGCCCCAGCAGCUGGAAUAAUUUCAUGGAAGAAUUUGACAAAGAAGUAGGCUUGCAGUACCUACGAGCUUUCCACCUGAACGACUCCAAAACCCCAUUGGGUAGCCGACGAGAUUUACACGCAAAUAUAGGAACUGGGUUUCUCGGUCUGAGGGCUUUUCAUAAUUUAAUGAAUGACAAGAGAUUAGAAGGCAUUCCGAUGAUCUUAGAAACACCUAUUGACCGACCUGCGAAAUCGGAGGCGGAGAUGGCUACUGGGAAACCAGACGACGAGAACGGCGUUUGUAAGGGCGAUCACUCGAACGAAACGGAUUCCAAGAAAAUAAAUACCUCUGCCAAAAAAGGCUCAACUAAGAAGGCAAAACCAGGCAAGCCGGUUAUGAUUGAGGAUAAGUCUAUAUGGGCGAAGGAGAUCAAGCUUCUCGAAUCGCUUAUUGGCAUGGAUACUGAAAGCCACGAAUUUCUCAGACUGGAGGCGGAAUUGGCGGAGCAGGGGAAGGAAGAAAGAGAGAAACAUCAGACAAUGUUUGAUAAGAAGCAAGAGAAGGAAUCGAAGCAAAGGGAUCUACGGGAUAUGUUUUCCACAAAUAGUAAAGUGAAGGGGAAGUCUAAAUCUGGCACAACUGGGGCAGGAAAAAGGAAGAAGUCAAAAGAGGACAACACUGAUUAUUCAGACUGA
Histoplasma mississippiense is the source of this 1587-nucleotide messenger RNA. RefSeq lists its product as hypothetical. The coding region runs from base 1 to 1587 and encodes 528 amino acids. Gene Ontology annotation, molecular function: DNA-(apurinic or apyrimidinic site) endonuclease activity; zinc ion binding; phosphoric diester hydrolase activity. NCBI's taxonomy places the organism in Eukaryota, Fungi, Ascomycota, Eurotiomycetes, Onygenales, Ajellomycetaceae. Gene Ontology annotation, biological process: base-excision repair. Gene Ontology annotation, cellular component: mitochondrion; nucleus. The transcript has 4 exons. The record is from RefSeq and is a predicted model, not a curated record.